Molecule: messenger RNA, 1101 nt
Organism: Leucoraja erinaceus (little skate)
Lineage: Eukaryota; Metazoa; Chordata; Chondrichthyes; Rajiformes; Rajidae
Product: parkin coregulated gene protein homolog
Exons: 5
Coding region: 142-885 (247 amino acids)
Cellular component (GO): cytosol; vesicle; neuron projection
Molecular function (GO): Hsp90 protein binding; Hsp70 protein binding
Source: RefSeq, a predicted model, not a curated record
UUCUCUUAGCAACGGCGCCGGCCUUCGAGUAGGCUGCGAGCGAGGGCUUUGUUGGACCCUCGCAAAGUAAUAACAGACGCAGUUUUAUUUUCUUGGGAGAACAGGUGUUAUCUCGUGGUUUUUGGCCUCAGAAGAGAUAAAAUGCCAGCUGUCAACGCACUGGGGAAGACCAACCACAAACCUCUGCCGGCGAUGUAUCCAAGGACCAAGAAGGACCACAGAGUAACUGAAGGUUUCACAGUUAAAGCCAUGAUGAAAAAUUCUAUUGUGGUCGGUCCUUCAUCUGCAGGAUCUUUCCGAGAGCGACCCAGUGCACCAACGGCAUUUCGAAAGUGCUACAAACGAGGUGAUUUCCCUAUUGCCCUGGAACAUGGUUCACAAGGAAAUAGAAUAGCCUGGAAGGUGGAGAUUGAGAAAUUAGACUACCACCAUUACCUGCCUCUGUUUUUUGAUGGUCUCUGUGACACCAUGCACCCAUAUGACUUCUUUGCACGUCAGGGGAUACACGACAUGCUGGAACAUGGUGGCAUGAAGAUUCUUCCCGUUGUUCCUCAGCUUAUCAUCCCAAUAAAAAAUGCACUCAACACUCGGAAUAAGCAAAUCAUUUGCAUCACGCUGAAAGUGCUCCAGCACCUGGUUGUGUCAGCUGACAUGGUGGGUGAAGCCUUAGUGCCUUAUUAUCGACAAAUCCUCCCCGUCCUCAACAUUUUCAAGAACGUGAACGUUAAUACAGGAGAUGGAAUUGACUACAGCCAACAGAAAAGAGAAAACAUCGGAGACCUGAUUCAAGAGACUCUGGAGAUCUUUGAGCUGUACGGAGGAGAAGAUGCCUUCAUUAACAUCAAGUACAUGAUUCCGACUUAUGAGUCAUGCAUUUAUAAUUGAACCAAAUAAACUGGUUGAUGUUCUGUAGACUGCAUUAAUUUAUGUAACUGGGAGUUCUGUAAGAGCAAGUGCAUCAAUUACACCAUAAAAUUAACCAUAAUUGUGUUCUUGCUUUCUUGAUUGUUCCUGUACACAUGCCACUGUAUUGCAUGGUGAAUUUAAACUGCCAUUGGAUCAAACCUCAAUCUUUCUGAACAAUAAAACAAUUUUCUUACA